AUGAAGAAAUUCUUUUGGAAGAGUAUUCGGGGCCACCAUGCGGCAAGCGCUGAAGGUUUGGCUCUGUCUGCGGCGGUGCCUACGUCUUCUGGCCUCGCGUUUAUUGAUAACUCGCGAGGUGCCUCUGCUGCAACAGCCGACCUGUCAAGGGCUCUUGAUACUGUGCUAGACCAGAUUGAACCAGAUGCGCAUCUUGUGUCUAUUGCCUGGAAGUGCGCUCUGGACGUGUAUGAUGAUCCCUCAGCCUCAGUUCCUCAGAAUGGUUGCCAGAACUAUGAAUUCACGCGCGAUUAUGUCGUCGUGCCGUCCGUUGGUGGCACUGUCAAAGCGAUGAUAUCCACUAUUGUAGCUCCGCGAGAUGGCGUCGACCCGGACAACAAGUUCUCGCCAACGCUUGUUAUCGCAGUUCGAGGGAGUGCGAGUCCUGUGGACCAUAUGGUGAACGCGAAUGCGGAGCCAAAAAGCGUUGCGAACUUCAUCAAGCUCUGCAAUGAGAAUAUCGGCCAUAUUUCCCCUAAAUCUCACACUCCGGCUGUCGUUGACUGCAAAGCCCAUUCCGGAUUCCUGAACAGCGCCGAGACCCUGAAUGCCAUAUGUUCCCAGAGAAUCGACGAGUAUAUCCACAAAGCUGGCAGCGAGCGUUGUCAUAUUCUCUUUACUGGGCACUCCGCCGGCGGCGCGGUUGCCUCUUUACUCUACUUGCGCCAUAUUUCCAACCAAAUUCCUGCGCCCAGUUCCGCCAUCCGUCUUUCUUGCAUCACAUUCGGGGCACCACCCGUCGUUGACUCUCCGGCACUGGCCUUCCAUCCGCAGCACCAGCAGUCCGGCGGAGUUUGUAUAAACUUUAUCAACGAAUUUGACAUGGUUAGUCGGGCGGAUCACCCAUAUAUCAUAUGCCUGGUCAACCUCCUGCGGUCACUCCACGGGAUGCCGCCCUUUGGCUCGGAUGAGGGGAAUGUUCACGUAGCCCCUGCUCCGGAGGUCCUAAACCCAGAGACAAAAGCCUCCGACUCAGCAAACGUUUGGCCAGUAACGCCAUGCUACUACCAUCAUGUUGGCCCUCGCAUUAUCCUUCUAAAACGCCUCGAACAAGCUUCUCAAUCCGAGGGAUACUUGCUCAAGCUGGGAGCUAUGAUUGUCCCACCGGAAGAAUUCGAGAAAUUGCUAUUUUGCAGAUUGGCGGUGCACCGAAGAGUAAGUUAUGCGGAGAGAGUGCAGAUGAUUGAAGAGGGGAAGUUCAACGAACGGAGCGGUUGGGAUGUAUAG
Microsporum canis CBS 113480 is the source of this 1266-nucleotide messenger RNA. RefSeq lists its product as hypothetical. The transcript is spliced from 4 exons. The record is from RefSeq and is a predicted model, not a curated record. Gene Ontology annotation, biological process: lipid metabolic process. Lineage: Eukaryota; Fungi; Ascomycota; Eurotiomycetes; Onygenales; Arthrodermataceae. Bases 1 to 1266 code for a protein of 421 amino acids.